CUUCCAUUCAAACAAAACUAAAACCUUUGCUCUGUUUGCCAUAAAGCUCGGAGAGACCGAGAGAGGAAAGUCAUGGCUCAGGAUCAAGUCAACACUGACCUCCAGAUGCCUGGAGAUAAAAUAAAACUUGAGUUGAAGCUCCUGAUGGCCUACACCUACAAGAGACGGCCUACAGACACCCGCCUGCAGCAGAUCAUCCAGCAGAAAGAACACAUUAAAUCAAGGGUGUCCCGCAAAAAGAAGAAGAUCUCAUUCUUGAAGUGCUGUAAACCACAGACGGAUGAUGAUGACGAUCGUCCUGCACCACAGCCUGCGACUCUGCAAGACUGUGUAGAUGUGAAAGUGGCUGAGAUGGAGAAGGUGGCUAGCGUACUGACGGAGAUCUCAGACUCUUUGGACAUCCAGAGUGACAUCGCUGCAGACGGCGAUGAUGAAAAUGGGGAUGUAGUAAAACAGCUGGCAGACAUGCUGCGAACACACGGAGAUGAUCUGGAUAAAAAGAUUAAAGAGAACACAAGGUUGAGUCAAAUACUGCAGUCCUCCUUCGGGUACUCGUUCUUCCAGAAAGUUCUGGAGUCUUUCUGUAGAAGUGUGUCUUCAGAUGUUCCUCCUCCACAGCAGGAAGAUGAGAAGAUGAACGUGGCUCUGAUCUGUGAAGCCACCAGUCUGCUCUCCUCCAUGAGUUUACAUCCCAUGAACCAUGUGCUGGGCUUCGGCGCCCACUACCUGCACGAGAAAUACCCCACAUGGGUCAGCAGAAACAUGCAGCUAAGCAAUGUAAGUGACAAAAACUAA
Molecule: messenger RNA, 795 nt
Organism: Danio aesculapii
Lineage: Eukaryota; Metazoa; Chordata; Actinopteri; Cypriniformes; Danionidae
Exons: 4
Coding region: 73-795 (240 amino acids)
Biological process (GO): regulation of apoptotic process
Source: RefSeq, a predicted model, not a curated record